AUGGGCAACUCUAAGUCGAAAGUUGACCCGACAGAGGGGAAGGAUCCAGUUCCAGAUGACUUAGAGACUGAUAAGCGACAGCCAGAGGUAGAUGAUGAGCAAGAUGAUAAUGACAUCCCUUCAAUUGCUGAUGGUCCAGAAAGUGAGGUCAGUGAGGAGGCUCCAUCAUCGGAGCAACCUUCUUCUGAAGGGAAACCUCCGUCUUAUCCGAAAGAGGACCCACCACCAUACAAGGAAAAAUCGUCAGAGGAAAAGACAGAAGCUGGCUCAACAGAGGCUGGUUCAUCAGCUCAGAGUGAUGGCGACAACAUUUCUCAGGGAAGCACUCAGAUAAAACGAGCUCCUUCCAAAUCGAGAUCAGAAGAAGAGAUCACUCCAGUGUCAGAUGAUGAAGAUGAACCAACUACCAGUCGAUCCAAGGAUACUGAGUCGAUCACUCCUAUCGACGAAGACGAGGAGUCAGAUGAUGAUGAUGAUGAAGAAGAAGAAUCAGAUGAGGAUAAUGAAGAUGAUAAGAAGUCGGAUCCCUCAGAAACUCCUGCCGAUGCAAAGGAGAGAGAAGAUCAAGAAGCUCAAAAGAGAAUGUUCACCAACUUUUCUCUUCUUUCAAAGAAAAGCAAAGGCAGCAAAAAGGUAAAAGAAGAAAUAGAUGAAGAAACAGGUCUUUCUCCCGAAGAAGAGGCGGCUCAGCUUAGAAAGAAACAGCAAGAACACUACAAACGACUUUUGGAUAGCUCCACACCUUUUAUUUUCGAUAAGUCUGCGUUACCCGAGCUUAUUGAAGAAACUGUGUCUCCUUUCGACAAUUAUGAUACAGUGGGAGUUACAACUGAGUAUCCGAAAUGGGCGAUCAGCAACUUCAACGCUUCUGGAUUAGUCCAGAGUCCAUCUGCAAUGUCGAAAAUGCAAACUAAUAUGCAAUACUUUGCCGUUAUUUUGCCAUUCAUUGAUUUGUCCGCUGAUAUUUUCUCCGCAUAUCUUUUUUUGAGCUCUAACUUGGGUUUUGAAAAGGCUGUUGGUCUUGCUGUUGCUUUUAACGUUAUUGUUGUUCCGUCUUUCCAAAUUAUGUUUGCGAUGAUUCGUCCUAACGACGUUGAGGAACAACUGAUGCGCGAACUUCCUGACAAUCCGUUCAUAAGGGUCCCUGUUAUCUGUGCUGUCAUUGCGCUAGGGUGCAUUACGUCUGUCAUGUUGCAGUGCUAUGAAAAAGUCAAACUCGUGGAUCAAAUGACAACAGUCGGAGAUGACGAAGAAAGUAAGAACGUCAGAGCUUAUGGAGGUAUUUCUUUGAUCCAUUUCAAACUCCGAGAAAUCGGUAUGGAACAGAGUACCCAACUAACUUACAAGCUUUGUAUGUUGAUCUUCAUUUACUUCCAUCAAAACCAGGAUAUCACCUCCGUCCCGCUUUCUACUUAUUUCAUCUUUGUCGGCAAACGAGUUUGGAUCAUUAUCUCAGGAUUGCUUGAUGCGUGGACAAUUUUCAGUACAAUUCUCGAUUCGGCGAAUAUGCUGCACAUUUUCCGUCGUGGUCGACCAAUGUCAUUCGUCAGCCAGUUUCUCCGAUUAGUUCACAUUACGAUGUCGAUUUUGAUGGGUUCGGUAAUUGGGUUUUUGAUUCUUCACAUUGGUUUCCGAGAUGAACGAUGGAAAUGGAAACGAGUUGAUAUGGAGAAGAAAGGAGAGAAGCUCUAUGUUCUCAUGGGUAUCCUCCUCUUUAUAUUUGUGCCGAUGUUGACUAUGAUCAUCAACAUGAUCUCUCUCUACGUAAAGUCUUUCAAGCAAAAAUGGAUUUCAUACGACAUCCGAAUGAAGUACGGUAUCUAUCAAGGCGUCAUCCAGCUCAACUUCCUCGAAAUGCACGUUGGUCUACUCACACCAAAAGACAAAGUUUCACUAAAGACGAUCAUGACUCUUGUCUAUGGAACCGUAGUCGAAAUCGUCACUUGGAUGUUUUUGCUUUGUGGUAUCGCUUUUUACAGGGAGAAUGGCUUCUACUUGUACGAUGCUAGUGAGCACGUCUACAUGAUUGACAACACCUUCCCGUUGUACACAGAUACGUAUUUCCGGUAUUCCCUCGGUCAGAAGCCGUCGUUGCUAACGGCCGAAAUGAACAUUUUGAUAUCCGACAUGCCCCAUACGCAUACGACAGAAGAUUUCAUUCACUAUCCUUAUCAAUGGGAGCGCGUUCCAAACGCAACGCACUAUUACGACUACUACACACAUCCUCGCGUGAUGGGUGACAUCAUCAAAAAUAUCGACGAGUUUGGUUUCGAGGACAUCUGUAUUUAUAACGAUGCACUGCAAAACGUCUGCUAUAAAAAUGAUACCAUUAACGAAAAUGGACUGGAGGUAGUCUUGAACAACCCUUUCUUCAAGCGUAAAUAUUUGGAAUGUUAUUCGUAUAUUUUCAAAUACACUCCGGCGGAGUUCCGUUACGACUUAGAAGCGCAUGCUGAAGUUGAAAUCAAUGCGUACGGUGGUUAUUAUUACAAGUGGGACAAACAGCUUGCGAUGCAGGACAUUUAUUCAAAACAGUACGAUAAGGAUAACCUUGAUCGAAUGACUGUCAACUCCAUUGAUCAGAAUUUCCAGUCGCUGGAAAGUCUUCGCGAAACAGUGACCUACAUGAAUCUCAUGUACAACAAAACAAUUUACUGGGAGGACAACUACGUCAAAGCGAACACAGUCAUGAAGAAUGGCUCAGUUCCGCUUCCGUAUUUUAAUGAAACUGCAUCAAUGGUGGAAACGCUCAACUACAACACAGAUAGAGCAGUUUGGAGCUGGGGUACAUUCAUCAGUAUUUUCAUUAUUUGUCCACUUAUUGGUGCUCUUUCGAGAGUUCUCGACGCCAAAUACUGGGAAUUAUCUGAGCGAGAUGAGUUUCCACUUUGGGUCUGGACGCAAAUUGUGCCUAUGUGGGUUCGUCGACACUCAUCCCUUUGGAAAAUCAUGGUCAAACUCCUGUUUUGUUUUAUUUUCGCAGCGGCGAUUUUCUUUUUGAAUAAGGUCUUUUCCGGUCUUCUCGUUGAGGAAUUUUGUAUACAGACCAUUUUUGAUCCCGUCUGUGUUAAAAACUGCUCAACAGAUGCAACUUUUACUGGAGACAAGUACUAUGACAACUUUGAUUGGAUCUAUUUCCAAGCUUUGGAUGGCGUCUCAUGCUACCAAAAGAUCCCUAACAACUCGCACACCCACGGAUUCCUCUUUUCUACCCUCUCAACCGAUCGAAUUCGACUUCUAAAGAGAGAACACAACGAUGUCCUUCAAGUCAAGCGUUUUGAUGAGAACUCAAACGGUAACGACGAAGGCGGUGAUGCUCGAGAUUUCGAUUGGGUUGACGGAAAGGACUCACUUUGGAGAGGUUAUCACGAUAUACAUUUCCAGGAAGUCGAGACUGCGGUCAAAAUUGAUACCAAACGAGCGUUAGGGGUCGUCUCUUGGGUGACGAAUACUCCUGAUGUGCCGCUAAACGUCCAUCUUGAACCCGAAACUAUUUUCUUCCCGAAGCCUCAAUACAUCGCGGCUGUCAACUUAACGAGCGGAAUUAUGUGGGAUGCAACGGAGGAUUUCGGAAAUGACAAGGAAAUUAUUUACAAAUUUUCACAAAGUUGUCAUGUUCAAUAUGGCGAUAUCUGGCUUGGAUUAAAUACUGAUGAGGGAGAGAUUGAAGCGUUUGUUCCGUUUUCAAUCGUUCGAAUGGGCCAUUUCCCGAUUCGUAAAAUGGCUGAUGCUCGACAUAUUUGUGAUACUCACACCCAACAUAUUCUAUACUGCCUUGAUGAUGGUGACGAAAAAGUCGUUCCAGAGUACCAAGUGCGAUGUUAUGUUAUCAACCACGAUUUUACGGAGUACUUUUUGAUUCCUAACAGAAUCAUCCCUCGGGAUCAAUCCGAGUACGAGAUGGCUUACGACGAGCUUCGAAUUGCAGAUGACGAUGUUAUCAUUGUUCAACGAGCAAAGAGAGUCAUUCACUUCAACUUGAUGCGAUACAUGAACAACACCGAACACCAUCAUCAAAAGACAUACUGGGAUUACCAGUGGGAAUGGAGAAAUCAGUACACGACCUGCCACAACCGAGUUUGUUAUAUGUUGGCAGAGAAUGUUAUCCAGUCCGCUGGAGGUAAACGAGAGAACAGAAAUGGCUUGAUGGUCUUCAACCUCGACGUUUUCCCAUACAUUCAAAAGCGUAUGCUUCAUCCUGCCGCUGCUGAUAUGAUUCCCUCUCUUGAUCGAGAAAUCCAAAUGCCUCUUCGUUUAGUCCCUGUUUAUCAUCGGCAUAAUGUUCGUGAUGAUUUGAUGCCUCUCGGACAGAUUCAAGGAACUGUGUACAUUCGCGGUGCGGAUACCUACUUCAUGGGCAUGAAAAUGAAGGAAGAAAAAAUCUAUUCUUUCAACUGCUCCUUCGUCUCCUCUGCCAGUCUCAAAGUCACAAAUGACACGCGAUCUCGACUCCUCACCAAUUGCUUCGAGUAUAAAAAAGAACACAAGGGCGUUAACGACACAUUCGAUUACUUGCAAUACUCUACUGAUGAGACUCUUGUCAUCGAUCAGUACAACCUGAACUACAGAAAGUUUAUCUCCUAUCCAAAGAGGAGAAAAGGUUGGCUAGCGCGUCCUGAGAUGAGACUUGAUGCUGUACGGGCGGAUGUGAAACGCGCAAAGGAAGAUCGAGACAACCCGGACAAAACAAGAUGUUACUUCCAGCGACCGAACUGCACUGUCACUUGCGACGAUUAUGAGAAUGAGAACAGGCUGUUCAAGGUCUGUAAACACGUGGAGCCAGAUUGGACACAACCUAUGGAAAUUCUUGGUGAAUCUAGUAUUUACGACUUCCCUCAUAGAAAACUUCCGUACGAUAGGGCCUUCAAUCGACAUUACAUGGGGAAGUGUUGA
Oikopleura dioica is the source of this 4893-nucleotide messenger RNA. Lineage: Eukaryota; Metazoa; Chordata; Appendicularia; Copelata; Oikopleuridae. The record is from the annotation of a GenBank genome assembly.